AUGCAAUCGGACUGAAAGGUGACAGACUGGUGAACGACUGUAUCGGAUCGGGGAAUCAGCAGGGAUUAUGACGUUUCGCCCCCAAACUGGAUGAUACGCUGGGGCGCAGCACGCUUCAAAUUUACCUCGUCAACAACAUGAAUGAAUACGUGGUCUCUGAAGGCAUCGCGAAACCCAGUCUUUCAACGUCGUUCUAGCUGCGGUUGAUUGAUUAUAUUACACCCGGUACUGCUGAGAUUUCCAGGCGGUUACGAACAGUGUCGGGUCUGCGGUACUGUAACGAACACGUUACGACACUGAACAUGAUCGACCCCAUCGGCCUUCUGGGCACGCUCAUUGCCAUCGUCCAGGUCUGCAACAAGGUUGUUUCUGUUUGCUACGAAUACCGUGGCGCUAUCAAAGACGCCCCUCAUGACAUCGCUCGGGUCCUGGACGAGGUGGCAAACGUCAGGAACAUCGCUGAGCGCUUGAUCAGAAUUGCGGAAGUGGGCCAGACCGUAUCGCUUGAGUCCGUCGAUGGGCCUAACAGCCCCUUGCGACAAUAUCUGCUCGAGCUGAUUGAUCUGAAGAAGUCUCUCAAAGUUGAGAAGAAGCAGGGAUUAAGGUCAACUCUAUUGUGGCCUUUGCGGCGAUCCGACGUGGAGAAACGACUGGUCGUGAUUCAACGAAUCAAGGCUACAUUUCAACUAGCGCUCUCUGCCGACAAUGCUCACAACAUUGUUGAGGUUCUGAAUAACACUCGUUCGCUGCCCCUCAUCAAAGACGAGGUGAAGAAGAUUAGCGAGCACAUCGACCAGAAAAAAGAAGAUGAAUCCAAAGCGCAUUUCCUUCACCAGCUUAGUGGGAAUGAUCAAUCCCCCAAGCACCGCGAUGAGUACAAGAAAUGUGUUGAAGGAACCGGCGAUUGGCUUCUCCAGCAUGACACCUUUCUAGAUUGGAAGGUCAACCCUGGCAAACUCCUCUGGCUAAACGGACAUGCUGGCUGCGGGAAAACCGUCUUAUGUGCAAACGUCAUCGAAAACCUUGCAAUUGACCGCAACAACAACGAAAACAUUGGGCUCGCCUAUUUCUACAUCGACGGGUCUGGCCAGAAAUCUCUUGACUCUGAUUCCUUAUACAGCUCUCUCACAUCGCAACUCAUUAGCCAAAGAGGAUCAACACUAGAUUACUUCCAAGGAAAUAGGCAUCACUUCCAAAGACGCGAGAGAACUGGCUGGCAUAUUCCAACCCGCGUCUGGGUGAGGAUGCUUCGGGAAGCAAUCGAACUAUUUGACAGCGUCUAUAUCGUUCUCGACGCACUGGACGAAUCAGAAGAAUCAAUCGGCGUUGAGGGAGUUAUGGACUUCAUCAACACCAUAUUUGAGAGGUCACGAAGCCAGGUACAUAUGAUUGCGUUUAGUCGAGAUCUCGAGAGUAUUCGAAACAGAUUCAAGGAAUUGAGAGCUGUAUCUAUCGCGGUGUCUGGACGAGACCUCGACCAUGAUUUGAAGACGGCUCUCCACACCCAGCUGUUGUACCAACGCAAAUUUUCCCGAUGGCCCAAAUCACUCAAGAAGACAAUAGAAGAGUCACUGCUUGCUCAAGCUAACGGAUCAUUUCGCUGGCUUGAUUGCCAAUUACAGAUUUUGAAGACAUGCGCCACACCCUUGGCUGUGAAGAAAGUUCUCAACGACUUGCCCAAAUCACUCGAGGUUUACUACACCCGCAUCUUGGAAGCUAUAGACGAAAGCAACCAGCAGCCAGUCCAGAACCUUCUGCGAUGGAUUGCCUUUGCGUUCAGGCCGAUCUCUGUUAACGAUGUUGCCAAUGCAAUCGCAAUGAAUGACGAAGGUGUUGGUUUUCCAUUCUUCGACGAGCACCUGGAGCUUCUCGAUGUUGAAGGUUUCAUGGAUUCCUGCUCCAGCCUUGUUUCGACGUACAGUGCUAUUUCGGACAAAGACGGAAACCAAGAGGUCUAUGUGAAGCUGGCACACUUUUCUGUGAGAGAGUUUCUCGUCUCAGACUCCAUCCGGAGCGGACCUUGUUCGCAUUUUGCGAUGGAGAAGAGCCUAGUGCAUUCAUACCUCGCAAAGUCGUGUUUGGCAUACUUUCACUACUCUAUCAGUAAUCCAGACGACAUUUCGGAUCUAGGCACUCUUGUCAGCUAUUGCGGUCAUUUUUGGCUCAAGCACAAAGAAACCUCGGGUCGGAAUUGGGCCUCCGAACCACUCGACGCUCUUCUCUUGGACAUGUACGAUGAGAGCCAACCCUACUUCAAAAAAUGGAUGCAGGUGGCAAGUAUCGAUAAGCCUUGGUUGGACGAAGAUUCUCAAGAGGUAUUGGAUUAUUCGCCUCUUUAUUGCGCUGCUUAUUCUGGCCUUCCCCAAGUAACGAGGGUGCUUCUUGACCGAGGCGCUCCCACCAACGACCGCAGCGGAAUAUACGGCCAUCCCCUGCAAGCCGCCGCGUUCAAGGGCUCUCUGGAAACUGUCACGAUUCUCAUUGAUGCCAAGGCUGAUGUCGAGACGGAACGUGCCAGCUAUAAGUCUGCGCUUGCUGCUGCUGCUGCCAACGGCCACACCCAAGUAGCCAGAGCCCUUCUCAACGCAGGCGCCUCCGUUAACGGCACUGAGAAGUACUUUGACCACCAAUAUACCCCAUUGUUCCUUGCGGCUAGUAAUGGGCACCUGGAGAUGGUUGAGUUGCUGUUGGAGCAUGGGGCCAAAGACGGCUUCCGUAUGAAAGCCACCCCUGGGAGUGCCCUUCAUGCCGCGGCAAUGAGCGGCAGACUCGAUAUUGUCAAAUCUUUGUUGAAGUACCAGCAUAUCAAGGACACCAAUGAUCGCUUUUACUCUGGAAUUGUCAGACCCCAUGCCAGUGGCUUCGCCGCUAGCCAGUACGCUGCAGCUGCUGUUGGCCACAUCGACAUUCUUCACGAGCUCCUUAAGCACGGUAUUAGCAAGGAAGAGACUCUUCGGUAUGCAGCUAGGGCCGGAGACAAAGCCUUAGUGAUGAAUCUCCUAGACCAGGGUGUUCCGAUUGAUGCUCCCGGAUCUGUUUCAGACCACCCUAUGGCACUUCAAUCGGCGGCCCGAGGCGGCCACGUUGCCAUCGUUCGGGAACUUCUCUCUCGCGGAGCCGACCCCAACGAUAAUUCGGAAUGGUCAUCGCCUCUACUCAGAGCUAUAGCCGGCGGUAGUGUGGAAAUACUUCAGGUGUUGAUCGAUGCCGGCGCUGAAGUAAAUACCAAGUACCCGUACCCGCUUGACCACGCGAUUUCGGCGGACCGAGAUGAUAUGGCCGAGAUAUUAGUGAAACACGGAGCAAAUGCGCAUAAAGGAGUGCGAAGAGCCGCUAUCCGCGGCGAUUUCAAGGCGUUCAUUCUCCUUGUGAAGCUAGGAGGCGACAUUCGAGCAGAACUGAGUGAUUACACCCACAUCGUUCAAGCAGCAGCUCGGGGAGGCUCGGUCCGCAUCAUGAGGCAUUUGCUAGAUAACGGCAUGGAGGCUGAACCAAACAUCGCUGGCCACACAACACCUCUCAUGGAGGCCCUCCGGAGUGAUCAUUCGAAGGUGGCAGAGCUGCUCCUUGACCGCGGCGCCAACGUCAAGGCACCACCGCCAGCCUGUCUUGAUAACCCUGCUCCUCAAGGAGAAUCAUACUACAAUGGUCAUGUUUGGCCACCUCCUCCAGCUGAUGAGACGCCGUUGACGACAGCAAUCGCGAAAAACUACAAAGACAUUGCACGCAGAAUAAUGAGCCUUGAAGGGUCAGUCACGCCCGAUACACCCGACACAACAGGCACGCCACUCCUCUAUGCAGCAUGGGAACAAUGCUCCGACAUUGUCAGUGAUCUCCUUGGGAGAGGUGCAGACCCAAACCAGAGGGGGACAGUUUUGAAAAGAGAGAAGCCGACAUUCCCACUCCUCCUCGCCAUCGAGAAAGGAAACGUCGACAUUAUCAACCAGCUCAUCAACGCAGGCGCUAAGGUUGACGAUCAGGACACCGAAGGGUUUAGCCCCCUGCACGUCGCCGCUGCAAACAAAAACCCCGAGGUUCUAAGGAUUCUCAUCCAGGAUCACCAUGCGAGCAUCACUCCAACGCUGCUAAACGGAAGCCAGCCCAUUCAUUCGGCGGCCUCGAGAGGCACGGCCGAACACGUCAAGAUCCUGCUCGACAAUGGAGCAGCCGUCGAUUGCAAGAACAACGAAGGCAGAACACCUCUGCACUGGGCGGCGAACGGAGCCUGCUGGGACUCUGUGGAGCUGCUUUUGGACCGAGGCGCAGACGCGAGCGUCAAGAGUGACGAGAGCGGUCCUAACACGGCGCUGGAUCUUGCUCAUCUGGCGAGAGAGAAGCCUGACUGGCAGAAGCGAGACGAUAUAGUGAAAAACUGGGACGGUGAGAGAGUAGAAAAGCUGUUGCAAAGAUUGAAGUAGGCCAUGAUAGGGUAGAGUAUCUAGGCUGGAAGGUUGCGAGUCAGUCUGGAGAGUGCGGCCUCCAUCUAAGCCUGAGAAAUAUUGACCUCUUAACCCAACCAAUGACAUAUCCACCCUCAGCUCCAACAUUACUUUUUACGUAUUGCUGCAUCACGGCGCGUGCCUAAACAGUUGCGGGAUUCGGCUUUAAAUGCCUCCGAAUGAUACACAAGACGCACCGACGGGGCGGACAUUGCACCGACGCCCGCCCAGAAUGCAUCCCGUGUAUGCCUCCGACGAUGAACCUGGCUUGGGUCGGAAGAUAAAUCUAGAUGAAUAGAUUCC
Molecule: messenger RNA, 4742 nt
Organism: Ilyonectria robusta
Lineage: Eukaryota; Fungi; Ascomycota; Sordariomycetes; Hypocreales; Nectriaceae
Product: ankyrin repeat-containing domain protein
Exons: 7
Coding region: 303-4418 (1371 amino acids)
Molecular function (GO): protein binding
Source: RefSeq, a predicted model, not a curated record